This is a messenger RNA of Tarenaya hassleriana, 2359 nucleotides long. RefSeq lists its product as uncharacterized. The transcript is spliced from 2 exons. NCBI's taxonomy places the organism in Eukaryota, Viridiplantae, Streptophyta, Magnoliopsida, Brassicales, Cleomaceae. The record is from RefSeq and is a predicted model, not a curated record. Bases 22 to 2199 code for a protein of 725 amino acids.
ACUCAUGAGUCGUGAACGAAAAUGGAACUAUCCGCCAUGAAAACCACCUCGAUUCUCUUCUCCUUCUCCUUCUUCCUCUUCCUCCUCCCGGUUCUUCCGCUAGCAUCGGCGUCGGUGACGGCGCCGGAGACCGGAGCUUCGAGCGGAGCGAGUUUGAUUUUCGCGACGCUCGAUAGAUCGCACUACGAGUUCGACAUAUUCACCCUCCCCACGCGCCGCCGUCCGCCGUCGGCUUCCAUGGAGAUCAGGAUCACCGACGGCGAGUCCGUGAAUUUCAACGGCUAUUUUCCUUCUCCCUCUCCGGCUCUUCUAUCUCUUCUUCCCGACGAAACCCUAAUCCAACAGGAAACAGUUACGCCUCCUCUGCAUCUCAUCUACAUAACCGAGAGGAACGGCACGUCGAGCAUAUACUACGACGUCGUUUAUGGCCAAGAUUCUGGAAGCAUGACGAAGCGAUCGCUUCUAGAGUCGUCGGCUCGGGUCCAGGUCCCGUUGUUAUCCGGCGCCGAUGGUCGGAGUGGCAUGACGGUAAAUUCGAUGAGAGAUAAGCCCAGUUUGAUCGGCGACUACCUUGUCUACGUGUCGACCCACGAGGACCCGGGUGUUCCCAGGGCGAGUUGGGCCGCGGUCUACUCGACUCAGGUGCAGACCGGGUUGACUCGGCGGCUGACGCCGCGUGGAAUCGCCGACUUCAGCCCCGCGGUUUCUCCCUCCGGGAAUUGGACCGCCGUUGCGUCGUACGCAGAGAGAGGCUGGGCCGGCGAAGUGGAGGAGCUAACCACGGACAUCUAUAUCUUCCUGACUCGGGAUGGGACUCACAGGGUCAAGGUGGUCGAACAUGGCGGGUGGCCGAGUUGGGUCGACGACUCGACUCUGUAUUUCCACAGAAGAAGCGAGGACGGUUGGAUUAGCGUCGAGGACGGUUGGAUUAGCGUGUACCGCGCGAUUCUGCAGAAAGCCGGCCCGGUUUCCAUCGAGUCAGUGACGAUUCAACGAGUCACCCCACCGAACCUCCACGCGUUCACACCCGCCACGUCGCCCAACAAUCACGAGUUCAUCGCGGUGGCGACUCGGAGACCCGGCGACGAAUACCGUCACGUGGAGCUGUUCGACCUGAGGAAGAACAAGUUCAUCGAGUUGACUCGCCUGGUGUCUCCGGCGAGUCACCACUUCAACCCGUUUCUCUCCCCCGACUCGACCCGAGUCGGGUACCACAGUUGCAGAGGCGAGGCCAAUGGAUGGAGAAGUCCUCGUCUCUUCCUCGAGAACAUCCAAACCACUUCGCCAAAGCUCUCUCUCUUCAGAAUCGACGGCUCCUUCCCUACCUUCUCGCCGUCUGGUGACCGUAUCGCACACGUCAACAUGCCCGGUGUGACCGUGGUCAAGCCCGAUGGUUCGGACCGUAGAAAAGUGUUCCCAGGAAUGGCGUUCUCGACAGCUUGGGACCCAGUCCAACCGGGGAUCGUGUACACGAGCGCUGGCCCGACAUUCGCAAAGGAGAGAACCGAGGUGGACGUCAUUGCCAUCAACGUGGACGCCGAUGACCCAUCAACCUCCAUAAGAAAGCUGACCACAAACGGACAGAACAAUGCCUUUCCAUGGCCUUCUCCCGACGGGAAACGGAUCGUGUUCCGUUCGGGUCGGUCCGGUCACAAGAACCUUUACAUCAUGGAUACCGAAAAAGGGGAAAGCGGUGGCCUUUUCAGGUUAACCGAUGGCCCGUGGACUGAUACAAUGUGUAACUGGUCACCGGAUGGAGAAUUGAUCGCUUUCGCCUCGGACAGGGAAAACCCGGGUUCAGGUAGUUUCGAGCUGUUCUUGAUCCAUCCUAAUGGAACGGGUAUGAGGAAACUCAUCCAGAGCGGGUCGGGAGGGCGAACGAACCACCCGAUCUUCAGCCCGGACGGGCAAACCAUCGCAUUCACAUCUGAUUACGGAGCGAUCUCGGCGGAGCCAAUCUCGAACCCGCAUCAUUACCAGCCUUACGGAGAGAUCUUUACCGUGAAACUCGAUGGUUCGGAUCUGAGGAGGCUGACACACAACAGCUUCGAAGACGGGACGCCGGCCUGGGCGCCAAAGUUCAUCAGCCCCAGGGAUGUGGCCUGGCCCAGGAUGAACAAUUGCAUGUUCCGCGAUUGCCAUUGGCUGAAUAUAACAACUACUAAUACUAAGCCAAAGGGUCUCGGAAUUUCAUGCUAGUGUGUAUCCAUAAUUAUGGCUGUAAGCCUUGAGAAUGAUGCAUAUAGAUCUGGUCUGCCUGGAAUAAGGGAACUUGUUUCUGUUCCUAGCUGUACGCACUCUGUGUAUAUUGCUACUCUCUUCAUCUAUAAAAAUUUGUCAAACUAGGUAUUCUCCUGAA